UCAGCAGCAUCCACCAGCUAACUCUUACAUCAAUCACUCCCUCCUUCGGCUUCCGAUUAUGCAGAAGUCGAAGAUGAAAAAAGACUGAGAGCAGUAAGUGGUGGAGGCAAAGGAUUCUGCAUUACCGAUCGAAGAUGUAGAGCCAAAAUUUGACACUACUAUUAGGGGAGAGACUCUGCAACUUACGCCGAAGUUAUGGAGGAAAAAGUUUGACUUUGGUACAGGUCGAGGUAAGGGAGAGAGUAUUUGCAUUCUGUAGAAACAUGAGAUCUAAACACUCGAAGUGCUGGGCGUGUAACAGGAGGCCACUAAACUUCUAAUUUCAGAAGAAGUUUAGUGCACAGGUGUUCAGUUUAGUUUAGUUUAGUUCAGUUCAGUUUCUGAUAUUUGGUGGGGCGAAGGUGAUCGAGAUGGCCGUUCAAAUGAAGUCAGUUAUGCUUUGGUUGCUUCUCUUGGGACUGGCACACACUAUGACGCUCCUACCUUCUGCAUCGGCAAGAGCGAUGCGAGAGUUGGAUGCCGGCUCAGAUGUGUCCCCUCACCUUCGAGGUGAGAGGAUUAUGACGUCAAGGAGACCAUUAUUUUUUCUUCCUGGCGCUCUACCAUGUGCCAUCUACCAUUGCUUGAAGCCUGCUUUUACUACCGGAUCUCACCCUCCACCCACUCCUCCUCCUCCUCCCAGGAAUUCUUUCAAACAUCCGCUGCCUAAGCUUCCCCAGAUUCCAUCAGCAGCUCGUUCUCCUCCUCCCCCUCCUGCAAGAAAGUUCGUGCCCAUAUUUCCCACUUUUUCAUUUCCCAAUAUCACUGACAUUUUCAAAAAGCUACCAAAAGUUCCCCGGUACCCAUCAAGAGGUAGUUCUCCUCCGACGUCUGUCACGGUUUCACCGAAAUCUGCACCAGAAAAUGAAAUGGGUCCUCCCCCUCCUGCUUCUACAAGUUCAUCGAUUUCCCCUCUUACUGCAGUUGCACAGGGCACCCCUUUGCAGGCCAGCGGUUCAACUCCAAAACCAAGGACUCCACCGAGUGAGACUUCGACUAGUAGACAGUUCGAGGCACCAGUUGGAAGUCCUGCUGCAUCCGCAUCCGCUUCACCUUCUCCUCCCACUGCAGCGCAGGCACCAGUUGAAAGCUCUCCUCCAUCUCAACCUGCCGCCGAGUCACCACGUUCUCCGUCUCCGUCGAAACCGUCAGUAGAAAGCACUACCACUCCUACUUCUUCUCCUCCUCCUGGACCUGAAGCAUCAUCUCCUCCGCCCCCAUCGGAGCCAGCAACUGCAAGUUCUCCCCCUCCUCCUGUAAGUCGGUUAACAUCUUCUUCAACCUCACCCAAGCCAGCAACUGCACCUCCUCCUCCUCCCCCAUCAGAGCCAGCAACUGCAAGUUCUCCCCCUCCUCCUGUAAGUCGGUUAACAUCUUCUUCAACCCCACCCAAGUCAGCAACUGCAUCUCCUCCUCCUCCUCCCCCAUCAGAGCCAGCAACUGCAAGUUCUCCCCCUCCUCCCGUAAGUCAGUUAACAUCUCCUUCAACCCCACCCAAGCCAGCAACUGCACCUCCUCCUCCCCCGCCAUCAGAGCCAGCAACUGCAAGUUCUCCCCCUCCUCCUGUAAGUCGGUUAACAUCUUCUUCAACCCCACCCGAGCCAGCGACUGCAUCUCCUCCUCCUCCCCCAUCAGAGCCAGCAACUGCAAGUUCUCCCCCUCCUCCUGUAAGUCGGUUAACAUCUUCUUCAACCCCACCCGAGCCAGCAACUGCAUCUCCUCCUCCUCCCCCAUCAGAGCCAGCAACUGCAAGUUCUCCCCCUCCUCCUGUAAGUCGGUUAACAUCUUCUUCAACCCCACCCGAGCCAGCAACUGCAUCUCCUCCUCCUCCCCCAUCAGAGCCAGCAACUGCAAGUUCUCCCCCUCCUCCUGUAAGUCGGUUAACAUCUCCUUCAACCCCACCCGAGCCAGCAACUGCACCUCCUCCUCCCCCGCCAUCAGAGCCAGCAACUGCAAGUUCUCCCCCUCCUCCUGUAAGUCGGUUAACAUCUCCUUCAACCCCACCCCAGCCAGCAACUGCAUCUCCUCCUCCUCCCCCAUCAGAGCCAGCAACUGCAAGUUCUCCCCCUCCUCCUGUAAGUCGGUUAACAUCUUCUUCAACCCCACCCAAGCCAGCAACUGCAUCUCCUCCUCCUCCCCCAUCAGAGCCAGCAACUGCAAGUUCUCCCCCUCCUCCUGUAAGUCGGUUAACAUCUUCUUCAACCCCACCCGAGCCAGCAACUGCAUCUCCUCCUCCUCCCCCAUCAGAGCCAGCAACUGCAAGUUCUCCCCCUCCUCCUGUAAGUCGGUUAACAUCUUCUUCAACCCCACCCGAGCUAGCAACUGCAUCUCCUCCUCCUCCCCCAUCAGAGCCAGCAACUGCAAGUUCUCCCCCUCCUCCUGUAAGUCGGUUAACAUCUUCUUCAACCCCACCCAAGCCAGCAACUGCACCUCCUCCUCCUCCGCCAUCAGAGCCAGCAACUGCAAGUUCUCCCCCUCCUCCUGUAAGUCGGUUAACAUCUUCUUCAACCCCACCCAAGCCAGCAACUGCACCUCCUCCUCCUCCCCCAUCAGAGCCAGCAACUGCAAGCCAUCCCCCUCCUCCACCAUAUCAAUCGUGGCUGCAUCCGUCUCCCUUUUUCUCACCUCCUCCACCCCCAUCCAAUCCAGCAACUUCACCUCCUCCUCCUCCAUCACAUCCAGCAACUGCAAGCCAUCCCCCUCCUCCAUUAUAUCAAUCGUGGCUGCAUCCGUCUCCCUUUUUCUCACCUCCUCCACCCCCAUCCAAGCCAGCAACUGCACCUCCUCCUCCUCCUCCAUCACACCCAGCAACUGCAAGCCAUCCCCCUCCUCCACCAUAUCUAUGGUGGCUACAUCCGUCUCCCUUUUUCUCACCUCCUCCACCCCCAUCCAAUCCAGCAACUUCACCUCCUCCUCCUCCAUCACAUCCAGCAACUGCAAGCCAUCCCCCUCCUCCAUUAUAUCAAUCGUGGCUGCAUCCGUCUCCCUUUUUCUCACCUCCUCCACCCCCAUCCAAGCCAGCAACUGCACCUCCUCCUCCUCCUCCAUCACACCCAGCAACUGCAAGCCAUCCCCCUCCUCCACCAUAUCUAUGGUGGCUACAUCCGUCUCCCUUUUUCUCACCUCCUCCACCCCCAUCCAAUCCAGCAACUUCACCUCCUCCUCCUCCAUCACAUCCAGCAACUGCAAGCCAUCCCCCUCCUCCAUUAUAUCAAUCGUGGCUGCAUCCGUCUCCCUUUUUCUCACCUCCUCCACCCCCAUCCAAGCCAGCAACUGCACCUCCUCCUCCUCCUCCAUCACACCCAGCAACUGCAAGCCAUCCCCCUCCUCCACCAUAUCUAUGGUGGCUACAUCCGUCUCCCUUUUUCUCACCUCCUCCACCCCCAUCCAAUCCAGCAACUUCACCUCCUCCUCCUCCAUCACAUCCAGCAACUGCAAGCCAUCCCCCUCCUCCAUUAUAUCAAUCGUGGCUGCAUCCGUCUCCCUUUUUCUCACCUCCUCCACCCCCAUCCAAGCCAGCAACUGCACCUCCUCCUCCUCCUCCAUCACACCCAGCAACUGCAAGCCAUCCCCCUCCUCCACCAUAUCUAUGGUGGCUACAUCCGUCUCCCUUUUUCUCACCUCCUCCACCCCCAUCCAAUCCAGCAACUUCACCUCCUCCUCCUCCAUCACAUCCAGCAACUGCAAGCCAUCCCCCUCCUCCAUUAUAUCAAUCGUGGCUGCAUCCGUCUCCCUUUUUCUCACCUCCUCCACCCCCAUCCAAGCCAGCAACUGCACCUCCUCCUCCUCCUCCAUCACACCCAGCAACUGCAAGCCAUCCCCCUCCUCCACCAUAUCUAUGGUGGCUACAUCCGUCUCCCUUUUUCUCACCUCCUCCACCCCCAUCCAAGCCAGAAUCUGCACCUCCUCCUCCAUCACACCCAGCAACUGCAAGCCAUCCCCCUCCUCCAUUAUAUCAAUCGUGGCUGCAUCCGUCUCCCUUUUUCUCACCUCCUCCACCCCCACAUAAGCGAGCAACUGCAAGUUCCCACCCUCCACCACCGAAACACCGGUUGAUAGGUGUGUUCCAUGAUGGCCCAGAGUUUGUUGGCUCGCCCAACCGCAAGAUGGGUACAUCUCAGAGCCAAGCACCCUCCGGCAACUAGAAAACGGCUACAAACGGGAGAAACGAUGGUGUUUUUGAGGCCUGGUUCUGUGUGUCUUCGGGAUGAACGUAGAUUUUGAACUUUCAGAAGGUUCACCACAGGUUUGCGAACACGAAUGCCCCAGUUCGUAAGUUCCGAGGUCGAUGCGAAGCGCAGAGUUGAUGCCAAGAAGCUGAUGACUGUGACCGAGUACCCAGGAGACGUCGAAAUAAUGAGUCAUGAAUAAUGGCAGUGGAUGCAUGCUACGAUUCGAAGAGGGUCCUAAAGACCGGGGUUGCUUGGCGAGAUGAGCUAGGUGAGACGCUCUCUUGGGGUGGAUGAAGAUUAAGAAAUAACGAGGACUUGUACUCAAACUUAGCGAAGACUUAGAUUGUAGUCGGUGCAGUGAAGCAUUCAGUUCAGUUCUAUACUUCGGCCCUUCAGACUCGAUUUGUAGGACUGCUGAGGUAAGAAGUAAGAGCUCUUGUGAUAAAUAUUUUUAUGUACAUUAAUCAAUUUGAGGACCAGCGGAAACGGUCUCCAUGACUUGUCGUCUUUAACCUUCACAAAAACUUCGGCAUCUAACAGAGUACGACCAUAAAAAGUCUGACGAACUAACUUCACCAUUAUUCAAAUUAUCUAGCGAUAAGAAUUGAGUGGGAUCUUCAGGCCAUCAUGUGUGCACUGUAUGAUGUGGAUAUGGAAUUCACAGUCGAUGUACAGCGGAAGAGAAAUUCACAUCGACAUCACAGUGGAGAAGGACAGGUGCUGUUAAAAUGGAAGUAUAAGAGAUUGGCCUUUGCUUAGAUAUGCAGUACCUGGUUAG
Molecule: messenger RNA, 4989 nt
Organism: Marchantia polymorpha subsp. ruderalis
Lineage: Eukaryota; Viridiplantae; Streptophyta; Marchantiopsida; Marchantiales; Marchantiaceae
Source: the annotation of a GenBank genome assembly